Molecule: messenger RNA, 610 nt
Organism: Abrus precatorius (Indian licorice)
Lineage: Eukaryota; Viridiplantae; Streptophyta; Magnoliopsida; Fabales; Fabaceae
Product: rapid alkalinization factor-like
Exons: 1
Coding region: 87-437 (116 amino acids)
Source: RefSeq, a predicted model, not a curated record
UUUCAUCUGAAAGAAAAGAAGCAACACCCCGUUCCCCAAUUCACCAACCAAAACAAAGAAACAAACGCAAACAUCUCAACAACACAAUGCCCAAAACAUCUUCCUUAGCUCUCACGCUCAUCUACGCCGCCACCAUUUUGGUGGCGAUGAGUUGGUCGCCGACCGCCGUAGCCGGAGGCCACCACCACCUCGGAAUGGGAUGGGUACCCACCUGCAAAGGCUCCAUCGCAGAGUGCCUUGAAAGGGAAGAAUUUGAGUUGGACUCGGAGAUCAACCGGCGCAUCUUAGCCACCACCAAGUAUAUAAGCUACGGUGCGCUGCAGAGGAACACAGUCCCUUGCUCUCGCCGUGGCGCCUCCUACUACAAUUGCCGACCUGGGGCACAGGCCAACCCUUACAACCGUGGCUGCAGUGCCAUUACAAGGUGCAGGAGCUAAUUUCUUUUUUUUUUUUUUUCUUUUUUUUCCAUUUCAAUUCAAAUGUGUUUUAUUGUUGUCAUAUAAAUUUGUUAUAGUAUACAUUAACUUUUCUGGUAAUCCAUUUUCGGGUUCCUCUUGUGAGAAUACACUGUUUCUUGAACACUAAUAAUGCUUUUGUUAGUUAUUUGAUU